CACACACACACAUGUGGUGAUAUAUUAAUGAAAUCCAAAGAUGUUAAAAAGAUCGAAUCAAGAUCGAUUCCCAGUUGUGUCUUCAUGGAGAUAAGAGACGGCAACAAGCCGGCAGAUGAAAAAGUGAAUGAUGGAUACAGAUGCAGGAGGAGGGAUGAAGAGAUAGAGAGUCAAAUGAGGAGGAGCAACAACAGUGGGAGAUAUGCCUCAGAUUAUCAACCAGUGUCAGAUGCUCUAGGGACAGAUAAAGAGGACGAGUGGACCAGAGUGUGACAGGAGGGAGAGAGCGAGAAAGAGAGAGAGAGCGAGAGAGAGGACGUGCAUGCAAGCUGGGCUGCAAAGAUGACUGAUGUGAAAAGCGUAUCGUCCGUGGAACCGCAAGAUGGGAAGUUAAUGAAGAAGGGCUCCAUCAAGAAGAAGAUCGACUCGUUCCGGCGAUGGAGUUCAGCCAGUAUAAAGAGGCCUCCGAAGCAAAAGACCAAGACCAUGAGUCUGUCCUCCCCGGUGGGAAAUCCUGACGACCUCUGGCUGCAAGAGGGAGACAGGAGUAGGCUGCGACCCAUCGUGGACUCUGUCUUUGGGCAGGGGGUGUCACCCGUAGAAAGCAGCAGCUCCCCAUUGGCUGCCGCCAUGUUGGGGGACCUGGGUGGUGCCGAUGAGUUCGACACAGACGACGAGGACGAAGAAGGCAGCGAGCGGGAGUUUAAUGAGCCCCUGUGCGCUCUGGUUAAGAACUGCAACGUGCUGCACAACAUAGUGGGGCCUGCUUGUAUCUUCCUUAGACAGGGCUUCUCACAGAGCCAGCUUGACAGAGAUCUGAGACCAGAGGAAAUGGAAGAGCUGCGUGAAGCCUUCAGGGAGUUUGACAAAGACAGGGAUGGCUUCAUCAGCUGUAAGGACCUUGGGGAGUGCAUGAGGACAAUGGGAUACAUGCCGACAGAGAUGGAACUGAUCGAACUCAGCCAGCAGAUCUGUGGUGGCAGAGUGGACUUUGAGGACUUUGUGGAACUGAUGGGUCCAAAGAUGCUGGCAGAGACUGCUGAUAUGAUUGGAGUCAAGGAGCUGAGGGACGCCUUCAAAGAGUUUGACUCCGAUGGCGAUGGACAGAUCAGCCUUGGGGAGCUCAGAGAAGCCAUGAAGAAGCUGAUGGGGGAGCAGCUCAACCACCGAGAGAUCGACGAGAUCCUGCGAGAUGUGGACCUCAAUGGGGACGGACAGGUGGACUUCGAAGAGUUUGUGCGGAUGAUGUCUCGCUGACUCUUCCCGAAACAUCACUAUGCUGCACUGAAGUCAACAUGGACCAGCCUGCACACUUUAUGUUCUUGUAAUUCUUGAUGUGAAAACUUCUUGAUGUCUGUAUCUUUAUCAGUUACCUCCAUCAUCUCUCAAAUAUAAGAGAAUCCCUUCAAUGUGUUAACUGUUGUAUGAUAGUAAUAUGUAUUUUAAUAUGUAAUGAGAGAUUAUAGAGUGUUGAGUCAGCAAAGAAAUGGUUUAACCAAAGCUGUAGGGCUUAUUUACAUUUGAAUAUACUGCAUUUCAACUGAGAAUCCCAUGCAGCAACACUAUUUCUAUUUGUUAGAUUACAUAAGGAACUUAGUGCAUCAGUUCACACAAUAUUUUAAAAGUAUAUCACCUUCCCCAACUUGCUGCUAGUUGUCCCUUACCCUAUCCCUAGCUUGAGCUUUAGUUGCCAUGUCUGAGAUUUCUGUCUCCACUGUUAGAAACAGAUGGAAUUUAGUUUGUUGUGUUCAUAACAUAGAAAAAUAUAUAACUUUAAAAACCCAGUUAAAUAUAACAAAUAAUAUGUAUAGUAAGAUUUAUCUAUUUAUUUAUUUUUGUAAUUUAAAUAAAUAUGCAAUUUAUGACACUUGAAUCCGAAAUAAGAUGUAAGGAUGUGGGUUUAUUAUCAGAAUUUGAAUAAUAUCACGUUUAAAGUCUUUAAUUCAAACUUGAAUCUAACUGUUUGACUGUGACUUUGAUACAUCAUUGUAGUAUAGAUAGUGACAAUCAAUUUUGGCUUUAAAUACAGCAAAAUACAUUAUAUAUCUAUAAACUUGUAUAUCCACUAACCACAUACACACAGAGCAUAUCAAUUACUUUCGGCAUUAGGCUAGACUCUGAUUUUUGGUAUAAUUAAACCGAUGAAGAAAUAAGAUUAUUCUAACAGAAUCAUUUUUGAUGUCUGCUACACAUUUGCGCAUAUCAGGUUCAUUCCAUAUUCCUGUUUUCUUAUUCAGGUGGGAAUCAUUGACAGAGGCUGUCUCCAAGUACACGUUACUUUAUGCAAAAACAUGUACAUUUAAUAUUUUAUCUAUACAGUGUUCUACAGGUCAGAUCUUUAAAAUGCACUGUAAAUAUAAAAGGUGAAUAACAGUGUUAAUAAAUUACUUUUAUUGUCUAGAUA
Molecule: messenger RNA, 2404 nt
Organism: Pleuronectes platessa (European plaice)
Lineage: Eukaryota; Metazoa; Chordata; Actinopteri; Pleuronectiformes; Pleuronectidae
Gene: cabp2a
Product: calcium binding protein 2a
Exons: 8
Coding region: 343-1257 (304 amino acids)
Molecular function (GO): calcium ion binding
Source: RefSeq, a predicted model, not a curated record